AUGUCUGGACUCGCCGACUAUUUGGCAAAGAAUUACCUCACAGCAGACUCGGAAAAGAAGUCGAAAAAGCGCAAGAGAAAGAACAAGGAUGCUGGGCUCAUCAUUGACGACGAUGACAACCUGGGCUGGAAAGACAAGGCAGACGAGGACGAUGAGGAUGCGCCGAUGAUCGGUAUGGGUAUUCUGAUUUUCGCACGCUACACGAACUCGAGGCUAACAAAUCAUGCUAUAGUUGGUGGAGGCACACUCAAAAAGUCCAAGAAGAAAUCCAAAGGCACCAGUGCCGCGACGUGGACAGCCGUGGGUGUCGCCGCACCCUCACAUGCCGAACAACUUGCAGCCGAUGCAGCCGCCGCCGAUGCGAUCAUAGCAGGGACAGCUGCUGACCGCCAAAAAGCUGCCGAAGACGAAGAUGAAGCACCAGAGAUGGUAGACACAGAUGGCGUCAUGAGGAUGGAGUCUGGUGCAAAGGCAGGACUCCAAAGUGCCGCCGAGGUCGCAGCAGCAAUAAAGAAGAAACAAGAAGAGGAGAAGCGCAAGGCCGAGGAGGUCACAAAAGAAAUGGGGAGCGCCGCGCAAGAAACCAUUUACCGAGAUGCCAGCGGUCGUAUAAUCAACGUUGCAAUGAAGCGCGCAGAGGCACGAAAGAAAGCUGAAGAAGAGGAGCGUAAGAAGCGUGAGAAGGAAAAGGCAGCGCGCGGAGAUGUACAAAAUGCAGAGGCCGAGCGCAGGAAACAACAGCUACAGGAUGCGAAGACGAUGACCAUUGCGCGGUAUGCAGACGACGCGGAGCUCAACGACGAGCUAAAGGAACGAGGGCACUGGAACGAUCCUGCUUCAGGUUUCUUGCGCAAGAAGAAGGCUGGACGUAGUAUUACAGGCAAGCCUCUAUACCAAGGACCUUUUCAACCAAACCGAUACAAUAUCCGUCCGGGACAUCGGUGGGACGGCAUCGAUCGAGGAAACGGGUUCGAGAAGCAGUGGUUCGAUUCAAGGAAUCGCAAAGCAAAUAUCGAGAAACUGGAGUACCAGUGGCAGAUGGACGAAUAA
This is a messenger RNA of Alternaria atra, 1050 nucleotides long. RefSeq lists its product as uncharacterized. Gene Ontology annotation, biological process: mRNA splicing, via spliceosome. Gene Ontology annotation, cellular component: U2-type spliceosomal complex; RES complex. The transcript has a single exon. Bases 1 to 1050 code for a protein of 349 amino acids. NCBI's taxonomy places the organism in Eukaryota, Fungi, Ascomycota, Dothideomycetes, Pleosporales, Pleosporaceae. The record is from RefSeq and is a predicted model, not a curated record. Gene Ontology annotation, molecular function: RNA binding.